Molecule: messenger RNA, 2169 nt
Organism: Ochotona princeps (American pika)
Lineage: Eukaryota; Metazoa; Chordata; Mammalia; Lagomorpha; Ochotonidae
Gene: CCDC81
Product: coiled-coil domain containing 81
Exons: 15
Coding region: 166-2130 (654 amino acids)
Cellular component (GO): centrosome
Source: RefSeq, a predicted model, not a curated record
GAUACAAAUUCAAGAUUUUGAUAAUUUUUAUUGUCAAGUCACAUCCGAAGCUCCCAGGAGAAGGGACUUAAGAGUGGUAAAAACCAUUUUUGAAUACACUCCGAACUCGAAAGCCAGAAAAGAGACCCGUUGAAGACCUAGUAGGGAGCCGACUGCAGAUCAAAGAUGUUGGACUCUCUGGUCCCUGCCCUGCAGGAUCUGGGCAGGCAGGUGCUACCCACGCUGCCCUCGUUGAGCCAGGAGGAAGUCUCUAUUAUUUGGGGCAGUGUUUCGGAAUUUGUGGAACGGCAGCUAAUCAUGCACAAGGGUGUUCAAAUGCCAGGAUUUGGAACUUUUACUUUCAUGAGACAAAAACUUGAUAUUGGAAACAACAAGUUUAUUCUAAUACAGAGGCCCGUAUUUAUCAUGGCAGAGAAACUGGUGCAGACCCAUGGACUCAAACAAAACAAAAUACAUACUCCUGGUGAUAUUCCAGUUGUUCCUCUGAAUUUUGUCAUGAUAUCCCUGGGUGGUCCGUUUAGCAGGGAUACUGUAGAAGGAUGUGUGAAGGAGACAUUGCUCUACUUAUCACGAAUCAUUUCCAUCAAACAGAAUGUGGAAUUCACAUUUAAAGGAAUUGGAGUUCUUGUGAUCAGAGACAGCAAAGUGAAGAUGAGAUUUUAUAAGGACUUCCUUUGUACCAUGGAUGGAAGUGGGACUUUGAUGAAAGCACUAGCAAAUAGGCCUGGCACCAUGGACUCAGUGUUAUCCAGCAGAGAGGCUGCUGGGAAACGGCCCAGUAGUGCGCUCGCCUUUCCAAGGAUUGAGUUCAAGGAGACAGAGAAUAAACCACCCAUGGAGACCAUUGCAGAAGAAGGUGGAGACACUAGACAAAGUAAACCCAAGUGGAAAGACCAGUCGGACAAAGAAGGUGCCAGAGAGAUCUCAUCACCCAAGAGACUUCGAGAUAAACAAGCUAUCACCCCUGCCAAAGUGACAAAUGUCAGCUUGCUGGACAAGUUUGAGUCAAAUGGAGGUGGUGGCAAGAACAUAAAUCCUGAAAAUUUAUCCUCUCCAGACUGUCUGAAAAAUGUUACUGAGAUGAAGCCCAGAUCAUCUCCAGCUCCAGAUUGCCAGGAUCAUAACAAGGCAGGACAGGAAAUGUGCUAUGUAUGUUUGCAACGAGCGCAGCGUAAUUCCCAGGUGUACUACAGCGAGGAGAGAAAAAAGAGAGACCUGGAAGAUGAGCUUCUUAUACAGCAGUAUCAGAUGCUGAAAGAUCAGGAGGCUCUCUUCAAACACCAGAUGAAAAGUCUGGCCACUAGAGAACAGAAUCAGAAAAAUGCUGCCUAUAACCUUGGAGUUGCUGAAGCUAUAAGAAGGCAUAAGAAUGAGAAACCUGAAUUUUAUAAAUCUUUCUUAUUUGACAAACGACCACUCAGUCCUGAGCUUAAUGCUCUUAGGCAAGUGGAAUAUUCCCAAAGUCUCCUGAAACAAAUGGAUAACAGACGGGAAAAGGAAAUAAAGCAAAGACAAAACAGGGAGUUGAUGGAUCGUCUAGAACAAGUUCAACUCACAGAGGAACUUGCUGCGCAAAGAGCCAGAUAUUUAAGAGACAAGAUGGAAGAAACACAAUGUUACCAGAGGGCUUUGGAUGCACAGAUAAAGAACAAACCCCCCCAGUUACCCGUGUUUGAACCAGACUCCUCUGAGCCCAUCUUUGGUAAGACUGAGCGUGAUUUGCUGGUUGAAAAGCGCAAGCGAGAGCAGCAGUAUAUGAAACAUCAGCUGGAGGCAGCUGCUAACAACAAGAGAAAAGCCAUUCUGGACCAGCUGGUGGAUCAGAGGCGGGAUCUGCAGAUGCUCCAGAGGACGCGAAGAGAGCACUUGGCGGACAGAACUGCUGAGCUGGAACAAGUGAACAGAAUCAACCAAUGCUUGCAGGAGGACUGGGAACGCAGCGCUGGGAUGAAGAAGCAGCGCGACCUGGAGGAGAAGGCUUUCGAGCGGGCUUCUGACAAGCUAUUCCUCCUGGACCAGUGCCAGAAGUACCGGCGCUGCAAGCAGUGCCAAAGGCGCACCUCCAACGUGGGCGAGAGCAACCUGUGGCCCUUGAACAAGUUCCUGUAUGGUUCCCGGUUGCUGGUGUAAAACUCAGAAUUGGGACCUGUUUCCUGGGGGAAAGUUUUU